GCGCAGCAAACCGACCCCAGCAGCCACGCGCUCCUUGCAGCACUCGUUUCCCUCUCAGGGGCCGCCGGGCCUUCCUCCCCGCGAAGAUUUGUGCUGGGUUCAGCUUCGCUUGGGAGGCGUCGCAGCCCCCCUCGUGAAGCCCAACGGGGAUGGCAGGCCGCAAACACGUCUGGGCUAUAACGGGGUUCGGUCUGCGACUUGAGGCAGUCUGAAACAACAUGUUCUUUCUCAACACGUCAUUGAUUUAAAAUGCGUUAUCACAAAGUCAACAGCCCUCCUGGAGAAUCUCCUGGCUGACGCUGGCAGAUAAGGACCAUUUAUAUGGGGGGGUAUCUGAAAGGACAAUGACAGGCCGUUUCCUAGAAACAUGAUUGCUUGCUGCUCUUGAUCUCACAGCUUUGUGUGAAGACUUCUUCUCUGAUAAUGUCAAGUUCGGGCUAUCCUCCUAACCAAGGAGCAUUCAGCACAGAACAGAGUCGUUACCCUACACACUCUGUGCAGUACACCUUCCCUAGCACCCGACAUCAGCAGGAGUUUGCAGUUCCUGAUUAUCGUUCUUCUCAUCUGGAAGUCAGUCAGGCAACUCAGCUUUUGCAACAGCAGCAGCAGCAGCUUCGGCGACGGCCUUCCUUGCUUUCAGAAUUUCACCCAGGCUCUGACAGGCCUCAAGAAAGGAGAACUGGAUAUGAGCAGCAGUUUCAUCCAGGUCCAUCACAGACAGAUCAUGAUUCUUUGGACACUAAGCGUCCACGUCUUGAACAAGUUUCUGAUUCCCAUUUUCAGCGUGUCAAUACUGCUGCUGUCCUACCUUUAGUACAUCCUUUGCAGGAGGGAUUGCGCUCUUCAGAUAUUAAGAAGGAACCAGCUUUUGGAGGCAAGCAUGAAGGGCCAUCCUCUCCCAUCCCUGGUCAGCCAUGUGGAGAGGACCAGAAUGCUUCACCUUCAAAACUGUCGAAGGAAGAGCUUAUACAGAGCAUGGAUCGUGUAGAUCGAGAAAUUGCAAAGGUGGAACAGCAGAUCCUUAAACUGAAGAAGAAGCAACAACAACUUGAAGAAGAAGCUGCUAAGCCUCCAGAGCCAGAGAGGCCUGUCUCCCCUCCUCCAGUGGAACAGAAACACCGCAGUAUUGUCCAAAUUAUUUACGAUGAAAAUCGGAAAAAAGCAGAAGAAGCUCACAAGAUUUUUGAAGGUCUUGGUCCAAAAGUUGAACUACCACUUUACAACCAACCGUCAGACACAAAGGUGUACCAUGAAAACAUCAAAACAAACCAGGUGAUGAGGAAGAAGCUAAUUUUAUUUUUUAAGAGAAGAAAUCAUGCAAGGAAACAAAGGGAACAGAAGAUUUGUCAACGUUAUGAUCAAUUGAUGGAGGCAUGGGAGAAAAAAGUUGACAGGAUAGAAAAUAAUCCUCGUAGGAAAGCUAAAGAGAGUAAAACAAGAGAGUACUAUGAGAAACAGUUCCCAGAAAUCCGAAAACAGAGAGAGCAGCAAGAACGAUUUCAAAGGGUUGGUCAAAGAGGGGCUGGUCUUUCAGCAACUAUUGCUAGAAGUGAACAUGAGAUUUCUGAAAUCAUUGAUGGACUCUCUGAGCAGGAGAACAAUGAAAAACAAAUGCGUCAGCUCUCUGUCAUUCCUCCCAUGAUGUUUGAUGCAGAACAAAGACGAGUGAAGUUUAUUAAUAUGAAUGGUUUGAUGGAGGAUCCCAUGAAGGUUUAUAAAGAUAGACAGUUCAUGAAUGUUUGGACAGACCAUGAGAAGGAGAUCUUCAAGGAAAAGUUUGUCCAACACCCCAAGAACUUUGGUCUAAUUGCCUCCUACCUGGAAAGAAAGAAUGUUCCUGACUGUGUGCUGUAUUAUUAUCUAACCAAGAAAAAUGAGAAUUAUAAAGCACUUGUGCGAAGAAAUUAUGGAAAACGUAGAGGAAGAAACCAGCAACAAAUUGCACGUCCUUCCCAAGAAGAAAAGGUAGAAGAAAAGGUAGAAGAAGAAAAAGCAGAAAAAACAGAGAAAAGAGAGGAAGAAAAGAAAGAUGAAGAGGAAAAGGAUGAGAAGGAGGAAUCUAAAGAGAACACCAAAGAGAAGGACAAAACAGAAGUUGCCCCAGAGGAAACUGAGGAAAGGGAGCAAGCAACUCCUAGGGGACGAAAGACUGCCAACAGCCAAGGCCGUCGUAAAGGCAGGAUCACCAGAUCAAUGACAAACGAAGCUGCGGCCGCAAAUGCUGCUGCAGCUGCUGCUACUGAAGAACCACCGCCUCCUCUCCCGCCCCCGCCAGAACCUUCUUCUGCAGAGCCUGUGGAGACCUCCCGCUGGACAGAAGAAGAAAUGGAAGUUGCUAAAAAAGGAUUAGUGGAACAUGGUCGCAAUUGGGCGGCAAUUGCCAAAAUGGUUGGAACUAAAAGUGAAGCUCAGUGUAAAAACUUCUACUUCAACUACAAAAGGAGACAUAAUCUGGACAACCUCCUUCAGCAGCACAAACAGAAAUCUUCACGACGGCCCCGUGAAGAACGGGAUGUAUCUCAGUGCGAAAGCGUGGCAUCAACUGUGUCAGCUCAGGAGGAUGAAGAUAUUGAAGCAUCCAAUGAAGAAGAAAAUCCAGAAGACAGUGAAGGUGCUGAAAACAGCUCAGAUACAGAGAGCGCUCCAUCUCCUUUACCAGCAGAAGCUGUUAAACCUAGUGAAGAUGCUGUGUCUGAGGGCACUGUUUCUAGAAUAACCACUGAGACGGCAGCAGAGCAGGAAUCUGCCAUUAAAACUGCACCCAGUGCCUCCCCUUCUGCAGCAACCCAAUGCGCGCAAACAGCUGAAACUCAGAACUCUGAGCCGCAGGUUAAAGAAGAAAUAAAUAAUGAGGUGGAAGAGGCUAUGGAGGUGGACAGUAGAAGCCACUCAGCUGAAGUUAAACCUAUGCUUAACCUUCCAGUGCAUACCAAAGUAGAGCCUAUAGACACUGAAAUGAGGUUACCAGAAAAUAUUCAAGUGAAAAUAGAAAGUGAAACCAAAGAAAGGGAUAUGGAGAAACCCAAGGAAAAGUCAGAACCUGAGGAAAUGGACUACACUCUCACACAACAGACUGCUACAGCAAGACAGGAGACCCAUUCAGACAAUGAUUCGAGCGCCACAUGUAGUGCCGAUGAGGAUGUUGAUGGAGAACCUGAAAGACAAAGGAUCUUCACUAUGGACUCAAAGCCUUCACUGCUAAACCCAACUGGAUCAAUACUAGUAUCAUCCACGAUAAAACAAGGACAGAUGGACUUGCAACAACUUCACCAUCGAGCUGCUGUCAUACCUCCUAUGGUCUCUUGUAGCCCAUGUACUGUACCUGUUGGCACACCAGUGAGUGGAUAUGCUCUCUACCAGCGGCACAUUAAAGCUAUUAUGCAUGAGUCGGCAUUGUUGGAAGAGCAGCGCCAAAGGCAAGAGCAGCUAGAUAUGGAAUACAGAAGUUCUGUGAGCCCAUGUGGCACAUCCAAGAGCCCCAGCAUGGAGUGGGAAGGAAAAUCAGUUGCCUAUAUGCCUUAUGCUGAGGUCAAACGAGCAAUAGAGCAGGAAGCACAGGUGCAAAAUACAGCAGCAAGGUCAGCAUCACCGUACAGGCUAUCUCCAAGAGAAGUCAAUAAAGCCUCUCCUCAGCCUGAUAUGAAUGCCGCUCGCUAUAGUGUCCCACCAGUCCUCCAGCCUGCUCCUCAUCAAGUAAUCACAAAUAUACCGGAAGGGGUCCGGCUCUCAACAACCCGACCUACCAGACCACCACCGCCACUCAUUCCAUCCUCCAAAACUUCUGUGCCAUCAGAAAAGCCAUCGUUCAUUAUGGGAGGUUCAAUCUCACAAGGAACACCUGGCACUUACUUAACAUCCCAUAGUCAAGCUUCUUAUGUCCAGGAACCAGCAAAGCCCUCUGUGGGUUCCAUAUCCCUUGGACUGCCAAGGCAACAGGAGUCUGCCAAACCUGCCACCAUCCCCUAUAUCAAGCAAGAAGAGUUCUCUCCCAGAGGCCAGAACUCCCAGCCUGAGGGUCUUUUGGUCAGGGCACAGCAUGAAGGCGUAGUCAGAGGUACCACAACAACCAUACAAGAAGGAAGUAUAACACGAGGAACUCCAACCAACAAGGUUUCUGUCGAAACUAUGCCUUCGCUGCGAGGAUCCAUUACUCAGGGUACCCCAGCUCUGUCUCAGUCUGGCAUUGCUGCUGAUGCAUUACUGAAAGGAACCAUCACUCGACUGGCUACCGAAGACAGCAGCCCUGAGAAAUGCCGAGAUGAGUCUACAACCAAAGGCCAUGUUAUUUAUGAAGGCAAGAGUGGGCAUAUCUUAUCCUAUGAUACAGCUAUUAAGAAUGUCCGAGAAGGGACAAGGAGUCCUCGGACUGCUCAUGAAAUGGGUUUAAAGCGAAGUUACGAUACUAUGGAAGGAAAUAUAAAGCAAGGAAUGCCUAUGAGGGAGUCUCCAGUCUCUGCACCAUUAGAAGGGUUAAUAUGCCGUGCACUGCCCAGGGGCAGCCCUCAUGCUGAACUGAAAGAAAGAACUGUGCUGUCUGGCUCUAUAAUGCAAGGCACACCCAGAACGACGGCAGAGAGCUUUGAAGAUGGUCUGAAGUAUCCCAAGCAGAUUAAGAGAGAAUCUCCGCCCAUAAGGACAUUUGAAGGAGCCAUUACCAAGGGAAAGCCCUAUGAUGGAGUUACUACCAUUAAAGAAAUGGGCCGUUCUAUCCACGAAAUCCCCAGGCAGGACCUACUGAGCCAAGAAAGUCGCAAGACUCCAGAAAUAGUGCAGACUGCAAGGCCCAUUAUAGAAGGCUCCAUUUCUCAGGGUACACCCAUAAAAUAUGAAAGUAACUCUGGCCAGUCUGCCAUCAAACACAAUGUUAAAUCUUUAAUCACUGGACCAAGUAAACUACCCCGCGGAAUGCCUCAGCUGGAAAUGAUGCCAGAAAACAUGAAAGUGGUUGAACGAGGAAAAUAUGAAGAGGUGAAGAAUGCGGAUGCUCUACGUACUCGCCAUACAUCAGUGGUCAGUUCUGGUCCCUCUGUUCUCAGGUCAACUCUUCAUGAAGCUCCCAAAUCACAGCUGAGCCCUGGGAUUUAUGAUGAUACCAAUGCAAGAAGGACACCUGUGAACUAUCAGAGCUCUAUGUCCAGGAGUUCCCCAAUGAUGAACAGAGUUACUGAAGCUGGAAUGUCUUCUGGGAAGUCUACAAAUCAUGAAAGGAAAACACCGCUCACUCCAACCCAGAGAGAGAGUGUACCAGCAAAAUCGCCAGUCCCAGGGGUCGACCCAGUAGUAGCUCACAGUCCCUUUGACCCCCAUCAUAGAGGAGCUACUCCAGAAGUCUACAGAAGCCAUCUUCCCCCUCAUCUGGAUCCAGCCAUGCCAUUUCACAGGGCUCUGGAUCCUGCUGCAGCUGCAUACCUGUUUCAGAGGCAGCUUUCACCCACCCCAGGUUACCCAAGUCAGUACCAGCUUUAUGCGAUGGAGAACACACGGCAGACAAUCCUAAAUGACUAUAUUACCUCACAGCAGAUGCAAGUUAACUUACGCCCUGAUGUAACCCGAGGAUUAUCUCCUAGAGAGCAAACAUUAGCUCUCCCAUAUGCAGGAGCCAGAGGAAUUAUUGACCUGAAUAAUAUGGCUCCCACUAUCUUAGUGCCACACCCAGGAGGAACAAGCACCCCUCCUAUGGAGAGGAUCACUUACAUCCCUGGUACCCAGCUUACGUUCCCUCCCAGGCCUUACAAUCCUGCCUCUCUGUCACCAGGACACCCUACACAUCUGGCCGCUUCAGCUGCAGCAAAUGCUGAAAGGGAACGGGAGAGAGAGAGGGAGAAGGAACGAGAGAGGGAGAGGGAACGUGAACGAGAGCAGGAAAGGCAGCGAGAGCGAGAAAGGGAGAGAAUAGCUGCUGUUCCCACUGAGCUCUACCUUCGGCCUGGUACAGAGCAGCCUGGUAGACCUGGCAGUCAUGGGUACGUUCGCUCACCUUCUCCUUCAGUGAGAACGCAAGAGAACAUACUGCAGCAAAGACCCAGUAUUUUCCAAGGAACCAACGGGACAAGUGUGAUCACACCUCUGGACCCUGCUGCCCAGCUACGUAUCAUGCAGCUCACCCCUGGAGCCCCCACCAUCACUCCAGGCUUGCCUACUUCACGGUAUAACACAGCAGCUGAUGCCCUGGCUGCACUCGUAGAUGCUGCAGCCUCUGCUCCUCAGAUGGAAGUUGCCAAAGCAAAAGAGAACAAGCAUGAAGGAAGCAGAAUAGAAGAGAACAUGGGGCGCAGGUCAGCUGUGGUUACUGAGCAGCAGCCGCAGGUGGAGCAGAAAGUGCUGGACACAGAAAAAAGACCUGUUCAGUGUCCCUAUACAUCAGCGGCCUUUUCCAGUGGCAAGUCCCAGGGUCAGUCUUCGUCAUCAGUAGUUUAUUCAGAGGCUGGUAAAGAGAAGGGGCAUUCUAAAUCCAGGUAUGAGGAGGAGCUACGAACCCGAGGGAAGACCACCAUUACUGCUGCGAACUUCAUUGAUGUGAUCAUCACUCGGCAGAUUGCUUCGGACAAGGAUGCGCGGGAUCGGGGCUCGCAGAGUUCAGAUUCUUCUAGCAGUUUAUCCUCCCACCGGUAUGAGCCACCUGGAGAUGCCAUUGAGGUGAUCACUCCUGCAAAUUCGCCAGCGCCUGCACAAGAAAAACUGCAGCCCUAUCAACAAGAGGUGCCCAAAUCAAACCAGGCAGAGAAUGAUCCCAACAGACAAUACGAGGGGUCGUUUCAUCGGUACAGGCCACAACAAGAAUCUCCAUCUCCCCAGCAGCCUCCACCACCUUCCUCACAGGCAGAAGGGAUGGCACAUGUGCCCAGGACCCGUCUGAUCACCCUUAAUGACCAUAUCUGUCAAAUUAUUACACAAGAUUUUGCUCGAAACCAGUCGGCCUCCCAGACCUCCCUGCAGCCUCCCACAAGUACAUUCCAGAACUCGGCUUCUGUUGCAAGUCCCACGCCUCUUCGGGCCAAGGCACCCAACCGCUACAGUCCCGAGUUGCAGUCACAGUCUGUCCACCACCAACGGUCUGCUGCUAGGGUAUCUCCUGAGAAUCUCUCUGACAAAGGCAGGGGAAGACCUGGGAAGUCUCCAGAAAGAAGUCAUGUCUCUUCAGAGUCCUACGAGCCCAUCUCACCCCCUCAGGUCCCAGUUGUGCAUGAGAAACAAGACAAUGUUCUGCUGCUUUCCCAAAGAUCUGAGCCUACUGAACAGAGGACUGACUCUCGCUCUCCUGGGAGUAUAAGCUACUUGCCUUCGUUUUUCACCAAGCUUGAAAGCACGUCACCAAUGGUGAAGUCCAAGAAGCAGGAGAUAUUUCGUAAGUUGAACUCCUCUGGUGGAGGUGACUCUGACAUGGCAACUGCUCAGCCAGGAACUGAAAUAUUCAAUUUGCCAGCAGUCACUACCUCAGGUGCAGUCAGUUCUAGGGGUCAUUCCUUUGCAGAUCCUGCCAGUAAUCUGGGUCUGGAAGACAUUAUUAGGAAGGCAUUGAUGGGAAACUUUGAUGACAAAGGGGAGGAUCAUGGAGUUGUAAUGUCACAACCUAUAGGGGUAGCACCUGGCAGUUCCAACCCUGCAGUAUCAGCAAACAGUGAGACCCGUAGAGAAGAAGCUAAUCCAUCGCCCAAUUCAGGACUAGGAGUCGGCAAGCAGAAGUUAAUCGGCAAGUCCAGUAGCAGGAAGUCUAAAUCUCCUAUUCCUGGGCAGGGAUAUUUAGGAACUGAGAGACCUUCUUCUGUCUCAUCUGUACAUUCAGAAGGAGAUUACCAUAGACAGACUCCAGUGUGGGCCUGGGAGGACAGGCCUUCAUCAACAGGAUCCACGCAGUUCCCUUACAACCCCCUGACGAUGCGGAUGCUCAGCAGUACACCGCCAACAUCCAUCGCAUGUGCUCCACCAUCCAUGAGCCAAGCAACCACUCACCAACAGAACAGGAUCUGGGAGCGAGAGCCUGCCCCACUGCUUUCAGCACAAUACGAGACUCUGUCUGACAGUGACGACUGAACUAUGCAGAGGUGGUUUUUCUUCUUUUCUUCUUCUUUUUUUUUAAUUUGCGGGUCAAAGGAAAUCUUCUUUUUGACUUGUGCCCAAAGAGACUUUCCAAGAGAGCAAGGGCCAUAUGAGAUGGAGAAGCGAUGGAAACUUUUAUUCGGAGAGUCGAUUCGAAAGAUGCCUUCUGCACAGCCCACGUGAUCGAGGAAGGUUGACGUACUAAAGAUAAAUAUGUAAAGAGUUUUUAAAAAUAUGGACUAUUCCUGUUCUACAUCUGUUUGUAAAGAAAACCAUGUCUUUAAAUCAUUCUUCUGUAAAUAGAGAGUACUUUUUGCAGUGGUUUUCCCCUUGCUGUAGUAUCUGGUGUACUUAUGUUCAAAUCAAUGCAUAAACUUUGGGGGUCAUUUUGUAAUUUUUUUUAAACAUCUUCUCAAGUGUAGAAUACUCCUCGUAACCCAAGCCUGCCUACAGCAGCAGCAAUUGCCCUCUAAUGCUGUGCUGCCUCCCGCAGGCCUUGUGCUUUGAUCUAAUUUCUCCUUAGACACAUUUUCUCAGUGGUGUUCAAGCGCUUGUGAAAAUGUUGAUUUUUUUUUUUUUUAAAGACUGCCCCCUUAAUGAACUCUGUACAUUAACAUCGUCUGGUCCGCUGGAGGAAGAUGAUAUAUUUCUCUUUGAUUUUUAAAUUUCUGCCACAUUGUAAAUUUUCAGUACGGUCAGUUUUAUUUAGCAACACUGCAGAAAUAUUAUUGCAUGGGUAUGUUUAUGGUUCAGUUUAAAAGGAAAAACCCCUCCGAAGCAGCUUCUGGGAGCAUACCUCACUGUUCUCCACACUGGUGACCGAGUGGCGUUCUAGGGGACUCUUUCUGCAGCAUCUCUUGGCUUCUGCGUUGUAUGCAGCCUGAAGAAGCUACUGUUGGAAACAAAUCUUACUGCCAUGCACGACUGCAGCAAACCGCUGGUCUGAACAAAGGCUCUGGGUGGAUAAUCGGUUUGUCAAGAGAAACGGAGCAACAGCCAGCUCUGGUUUAAAGAAACAACAAACUGCUGUUGAGCUUUGAGCGAACCAAAAAGUACAAGUUGACCUUUUGGUUUUGAUUUGCAGCCAGUUUGAAAUAGAUACUGUGAUUCCUCCUUACUUCACUCUAAUUGCAAAACCUUUUAUUUUAAAGUGCAUAUCCUAGCUUUAAACCCCAAUUUCACAAGAGAGAGGUUGUCCCUAGAAACCCAUAGCCUUGCAUGAGCUAGCCCCUAGAACAGGGGUGGGCAAAAUGCAGCCUGUGGCCCACUAGGCCAUUCUGUCUGGCCCACGGGGCCCCUAAGAAUUUAGAAAAUCAAUAUUUAUCUGCCCCUGGGUGCCUGUCAUGUGGCCCUUGAUGGCUUGCCAAAACUCAGUAAGCGGCCCUCCGCCCAAAAUAAUUGCCCGCUCCUGCUGUAGAGUGUGCAGUAAGUUCUAGAGAAAUCGCCUCUUAAAAAAAUCAUGGUACUAGAAGAGGGGCUCUGUAAUCAUUCAUCUACCAGUUCCUGCUGCACGAGCAGGCUCUAUUUCAUGUCGUUCGUGUGCAUCUGACUGGUGCUGCCUCAGCUGGUUGGAUUCUCAGUCUUUUACUCGGCUGCUGUGAGGUAAAAGGAAAUUUCUGCUGGUUAGGGGAGGAUGCUAUUUAAUUCAGGGAAUAAUGUCUCUCCAAUAUCAGAUUAAACAAUGCGCAUCCCCUUUAGCAGCUAGACUGUUCCGAAGGGUCUUAGCAGAGAGCUGUCAGAUGCCAUGCUUCAGUGAUUUACCUGUUGAAAAACUUAAACUUGACUUACUCUAUUUGCCAUUCUUGCAUCUGGAAGGUACAAAAGUGGUGGUCUGUAACUCGGCAUCCAUGCAGGCUCCACAUUUUAUGGAAGAGCUUGGAGGUCCUUGUUACAGGCCAGAAGCAGCACUGCAUUAGUAUAGGAUAUUUUAAGUCGUGUAAAUGUCAAGCAAUCCAUUUGCCCCAGUUCCAGGAAGGAGAAAGGAAAGAUGUUUUUUAACCCUUCUCUUUGGGCACUUGAUAUGCUGAAGGUAUUACAGGAUUGCCUUGAGGCUGUCUUUGCAUCUUGUAUCCUGCAGUUAGUUUGGGUGUGUUAACAUCUCCUCUAAGUGUCUUCACAGUUUGAGAAGAACUAAACAAUUCUGGCUUCUAGGACUCAGCAUCCAUUGGGUUGUGUGUGUGUGCAGACCUGUGCCCUGACUUUUUAAUUCAUCCUUUAUUAUUCGACAGCAGCGCGUGCUGGAAAAUAAGUCUGUCUACCCUUAGCGCACAGUUAGAGUUGGGAAAGUGAAGAACCCAGUCCCAUUCUAAAGUUCACCUGCUUAAGUGAUCUGUGUAACAGAGCUCAGCAUGAAAUAGAGGUUUGUACACCAUAGGCCUCAUGUUAACUGCACAGUAAAGAACAGAGGAUACAUGUGGCAUAACUUUCAAGGAAAUUUGUACUGUUGUUGCCUUAUAGCUGCUGUGAGGUGGCCUAGCUAAGAAGUAUUAUUGGAUUCCCAUGAGAAAUGUUUUGUAGCAUUUGCACAUUAAAUGUAAUUCUCAUUAUUUUUGUCAGGCAUGGUUCCCUUGCCCUUAACUUUGUUGCCGAUACCCAGAGCCUAAAUGCAGGUUCGUUACGAUUCUAGUAGCCUCUCGCUAAUCAGAUGACAUCUGCCCCAUUUCAAAACGAGGCAACCGUAAGUCAUUGUUUACAAGGAGCAGUUUAUGACAACUUUUUAACUGUGUUCUGAUCAGCGCUUUCACAACGUUUUCAUCUUGGUAUGUUUGGUGAUUCUGAUACGAAAACAUUCAAGACUUGAAAAACCCAUGCGUCAUGAUAAAAUUUAAUACUUUUUUCACACAAUGUCUUCACUAGACAGUGACUUCUGGAUUCAGACCAAUCAAUAAAGGGGAUCAGCUCUCCA
Molecule: messenger RNA, 10942 nt
Organism: Alligator mississippiensis (American alligator)
Lineage: Eukaryota; Metazoa; Chordata; Crocodylia; Alligatoridae
Gene: NCOR1
Product: nuclear receptor corepressor 1
Exons: 47
Coding region: 424-8031 (2535 amino acids)
Biological process (GO): negative regulation of transcription by RNA polymerase II
Molecular function (GO): transcription corepressor activity; nuclear thyroid hormone receptor binding
Source: RefSeq, a predicted model, not a curated record